ACGCCAAAGACACCAGCAGAUGAAGGAAAGGAGUAUUUUCUCAGCGAGCGGCGUGCAAAUGAGCGGCCCAUACGCGUUUACGAGCUGAGAUUGGAUCCCGAUGGUGGGCCUAACAAAGAUCGAUCUUAUAUCCGCCUUCCGCCAGCAUAUGUUCCAUAUAUUUUACGUGUCUCUCUUGACGCAGGCACGCCAGCUUCAAAGAAUGGCGUGUUCAAGACCAAUUUUCCUUUGGAUGGCGGUAUAUUCGAACGGAACAAGUUUGUUGAGCGCGAGCUUCCUAGUAACUUCUCGAAGCCCAUUCAAGUGGACUUGCCCAUUUCUCAUGCAGGAGCAUUCGUGUAUUGGGUCGAGUAUGAUGGUGACGUUCCUGGAGAACGUACCAAAGGGAGAGAAGGUUACUUUAAUAUAGAUCCGAUCUUGCGCACCAAAGCGCGAUCCCCAAUUCUUUCGUCAGAUCUGAAGCCACUGACUCCUGAGCAAGGCGGCGCAGUUCUUUCGCCAGAGACGGUAUACUUACCUCUUGAUGGCCUGGCUAUGCUUACUGUCGUUUCCAAAUGGAUGGGCCCAAUUUUCAAAUGGCGAGAACACUUUGCUGAGGCAGGUGAUCGUGGCUAUACCAUGUUGCAUUGGACACCGCUACAAGAACGGGGCUCAAGUGACAGCCCAUACUCUAUCAAGGACCAGAAACACUAUGACCCCUCGAUCUUUAUGGGCAGUAUUGAACCGGGUACUCCAGAUGCCAGUGCUCAGGUCAAGAAGAUUUUGCGUAUUGCGAAAGAGGAAUACGGUCUACUCAACUUGACCGAUGUCGUGUUAAAUCACACUGCUAGCGACAGCCCAUGGCUCGUAGAUCACCCAGAGGCUGGGUACAGUCCAGCGAACACACCUCAUCUGACUCCCGCUUUGGAACUCGAUACCGCGAUCCUGGAAUUUUCUUCGUCUCUUGCAUUAAAGGGCCUUCCUACACGAAUUCGGUCUGAAACAGAUAUUGACUUGCUCAUGAGUAGCCUGGCCGAAUUCAUCGAGGCCCGGAACAUGUGGCAGUACUAUGUCCUAGACGUUCAGCGGGAGAAAGAAGUGGUGAAUGACGCGAUAAAGAACGGAAACAUCAUACCAUGGACUGGCCCAGAUGUAGCUGGAAAACCGGUUGUGGCAUUGGCCGAAAUUGUCAAGACCUCAUCCAUUGUUUCAGGUCUCAAUGAGCUGGGCUCGCGCUAUGGCGCUCGUUCAGACGGCGAGAUGGCAGCGGGACUCAUCAAUGCAGCGUUCGUAAACAUAGGAAAUGAUGUCGAUACCCUGGUGGAAGCUUGGGGUCGCGUGAUCGACGCGAUCAAUGUUCCCCUGUACGAGGAGUGGGAACAGGACACAAAAAUUGCCUUAGAUCACAUCAAGAAUCGCCUCAAGUACAUUCGGCUGGAGGAGAACGGGCCAAAACUGGGUGAUAUUUCAGCAAGCUGUCCUCUCGUGGAGCCUUAUUUCACUCGUUUGACACCACUCGGUCCGUUUGACCAGGCCCAAUACAGUGUCGCGAAUAACGGCUGGAUAUGGAAUGCGGACCCACUUCAGAAUUUCGCUCUUCCUCCAUCAAAAGCUUACCUCCGGCGUGAGGUCAUUGUAUGGGGCGAUUGUGUGAAGCUUCGAUAUGGGUCGGGACCGGACGAUAACCCAUGGCUUUGGGGACAUAUGACGUCCUACGUGAGGAUGCUCGCAGCAACAUUUGAUGGUUUUCGUAUCGAUAAUUGCCACUCGACACCGUCGCAUGUCGGUGCUGCAAUGCUCGAUGUGGCUCGUGUCGUCAAUCCGGAUCUUUACGUCUGCGCCGAGCUCUUCACGGGCAGCGAGGAGAUGGAUCUAUUGUUCGUGCAGAGGUUGGGUAUCAAUAGUCUGGUUAGGGAAGCAGGUAACGCCUGGGAUCCGAAGGAGUUCUCGAGGGUCAUGUAUCGAUUUGGGCUUGGGAAGCCGCUUGGAUCUAUGGAUGGCGCAUGCUUGACAACCAUGGAAGAACUCGAUCCUCCGUUCGGGAGGGGUCCAACGCGUCCGUGCAUCGUUAGCCCUUUGAACGGCUCUGUGCCUCAUGCACUCAUGUAUGAUCUCACGCAUGACAACGAGUCUUAUCUCGACAAGCGUUCUGCUGAGCAUGCACUAUCCGUCGCUGGCAUUGUGACGUUUGGUUACUGUGCUGUUGCCUCAGUGAAAGGUUUUGACGAUCUGUAUCCGAAACUACUGAAUCUUGUCGAAGACAAGCGGCAAUAUGAGCUAACGUGGCUUGGCGAAAACUCGGGCAUUGCAAGGGCAAAGAGACUGCUGAAUGGCUUGCAUCGUGAAAUGGUUCUUGGCGGGUUUGAGGAGGGCCAUUACUGGCAGGAGGGCGAUUAUAUUCUCGUUCAGCGCAUGCAUCCGACAUCCCAGAAGGGUUAUCUGCUCAUUGCCCACACUGCAUUCUCAAAGGGCUCCAAGGACCGCGGCAUCGUGAACACUAUCGAGUUGUUGCGUACCAGAGCUCGAUUCAUAUAUGGCGCCUCGACCGAGUUUUCAUCGUAUGAAACACCCUAUGAUUCCGACACGAUCCGAGGGCUCCCCGCGAAGCUGGUUGAAAUGCCCAAUGUUGUUGUCCCGCAGAUAUCGCAUGUUGCUGUGCCGUUCUGCAGGAUCACAGUUCCAGACUACUUCCCGCCCGGAAGUAUUCUCAUCUUUGAGGUCGAGGUUCAGAACCUAGACGAGGAGCUGGACUCCUUCUGCGCCUCAGAUGCAGACAAGGCCUUUGGUGACCUUGACCUCGUUGAUUUGAACGUGGUAUUAUAUCGCGCAGAUGGUGAAGAAAUGGAUGCAACGAGUGGCGAUAUCGGCGUCUAUGAUGUUCCAGCCCUUGGCAAGUUGACGUAUUGUGGGCUGGAGGGAUGGAUGCAUCCUCUUCGGCACAUCAUGAAGUCCAACGAUCUUGGACAUCCACUUUGCGAGAAUCUCAGGCAAGGUCUUUGGGCACUCGACUAUAUCUAUUCAAGACUGCAAAAGCAAAUAAUUCAAUUUCCGAAACUUGUGUUGCCCGCACAGUGGUUUAAAGAGCGCACAGAACGCAUCAAAGCCUCCGUUCCUGCUUAUUUGCGUCCAAAGUACUUUGCUAUCGUGAUAUCAACUGCAUACAAAGCCGCUCGCCGUGCAGCGAUCGAACAAUGCUCUGCGUUCGUGUUUACAGGGCAUGAUUUCACACAGAAUCUCGCUAUGUGCGCCAUUCAGAUGCACGGAAGGGUACAAUCCGCAUCCCUUGAUCCGGUCAAAUCUACCCCAUCAUUGGCAGCAGGACUGCCGCAUUUCACCACAGGGUGGGCACGUUGUUGGGGCCGCGACGUCUUCAUCUCUUUAAGAGGGCUGUUUUUGACUACGGGCAAUUUCGAGGGCGCGAGAAAACAUAUCCUCGCUUUUGCGUCGACUUUGAAGCAUGGACUAAUCCCCAAUUUGUUGGACUCCGUCAGGAAACCACGGUACAAUUCGAGGGAUUCACCAUGGUGGAUGUUACAGAGUAUUCAAGAUUAUGUGGCCAGUGCACCUGAUGGUCUGUCGAUCCUAUCUGAGUCGGUGAAGCGUAGAUUCCCUGAAGAUGAUACAUGGGUUGCAUGGGAUGAUCCACGCGCGUACGCGUACACGAGCACUCUUGCAGAUAUCAUCCAAGAAAUACUCCAGCGUCACGCGAGUGGGAUCGCAUUUCGCGAGCAUAACGCUGGCCCCAACCUUGACAUGCAGAUGAACGAUAAGGGGUUCAACAUAGAUAUCGCAGUUGACUGGGAAACGGGAUUUAUUUUCGGCGGGAAUCAGCACAAUUGCGGGACUUGGAUGGAUAAGAUGGGCGAAUCUGCGAAGGCGGGCACGAAGGGGGUUCCUGGGACACCGAGAGAUGGCGCGCCGGUCGAAAUCACCGGUUUACUGAAAAGUACGCUGCGCUGGCUCGACAUGCUGUCGAGUACUGGAAGCUUCCCAUUCAAGGGUGUGGAGGCGAAAAUUAAUAGGCAGGAGAUUUUCAUUACCUACAAGGACUGGGGCGAUCUCAUACAGCAGUCCUUCGAAAGAUGCUACUAUGUUCCCCUGAAUACCGACGAGGACUCGCUCUAUGAUGUAAAUUCCGCUAUCAUCAAUAGAAGGGGCAUCUACAAGGACGUGUAUGGUUCUGGCUCAGGUCGAGAAUGGUCCGACUACCAGUUCAGACCAAAUUUCCCGAUCGCUAUGACUGUAGCGCCCGAAUUGUUCGAUGCUCAGCAUGCUAUUCACGCACUCCGCCUCGCUGACCAGGUUCUGCGGAGUCCACUUGGAAUGAAAACCUUAGACCCCAGUGACAUGCAAUAUCGGCCUCAAUAUGACAACUCCAAUGACACUACGGAUCCUUCCGUUGCAAAGGGACUGAACUACCAUAAUGGACCUGAGUGGGGUUGGCCGCUUGGCUAUUUCCUCCGCGCUUACCUCUACUUCGACACACGAUUUGGUGCAGGCAAAGGGGACCCAACUCCGACCCUUCACUAUCUUCAUAAAAUUCUGCUCGCCCCUAGGCAUCAUAUCCAGACCGAUCCGUGGGCUGGCCUCCCUGAGCUGACAAAUAAGAAUGGGCAAUACUGCGCCGACUCAUGUAAUACCCAAGCCUGGAGCGCCAGCACGUUGUUAGACUUUUUGGAAGAAGUUCAUGAAAUGGGGUCAUCUAAGUGACCACGAGAAUACGUUUGUGACAAAUGUAGGAAAUAUUAGUAGUUGAAAAGAAGGGUCCAUCAAACUUUACAUCGUCACAUUUGAGAAGCAUUGAGAAGCACACGAAUUUACGUUGAGAUGAGGUAGGGAUGAUCGAUGAGGGGGUCUGGUGUAUGGUCAUGUUUGUUGCGGGGAGAUGGGCUUGUAAGUCCUUGAUUCCAACUUUCACAAUCAGACUCAUCAGCUCUUCUCUUUCUUAUGUCUUUCUUUGGAUUCGAAACAAGCAAUCUAGAACGAGAAAAGAAGAAAUUCUUGGAAGGAGGCCUCCGGGAAACCGAGGACCUUGCGGUCUACACCUGGGGUGAAGAGAGCUAUGACGGGCUAGGAGAUGCGCUCCUUGAGGGCGGUGAUGAGCUGAACGACGAGACCUUUGGCGGGACAGGUGCUGUCGGUGAG
Molecule: messenger RNA, 5124 nt
Organism: Suillus paluster
Lineage: Eukaryota; Fungi; Basidiomycota; Agaricomycetes; Boletales; Suillaceae
Product: glycoside hydrolase family 13 protein
Exons: 14
Biological process (GO): glycogen catabolic process
Molecular function (GO): 4-alpha-glucanotransferase activity; amylo-alpha-1,6-glucosidase activity
Source: RefSeq, a predicted model, not a curated record